This is a messenger RNA of Capsicum annuum, 2148 nucleotides long. RefSeq lists its product as uncharacterized. Bases 1 to 2148 code for a protein of 715 amino acids. The record is from RefSeq and is a predicted model, not a curated record. Gene Ontology annotation, biological process: proteolysis. The transcript is spliced from 2 exons. Gene Ontology annotation, molecular function: aspartic-type endopeptidase activity. Lineage: Eukaryota; Viridiplantae; Streptophyta; Magnoliopsida; Solanales; Solanaceae.
AUGGUUAAUCGGAGUAAGUCGAAUGAAGGUAUGGAGGAUAAGAUCUCACAGAUGCAAGAACAGCUUCAGAAACUAAUGGAGGGAAUGACCAGCAUCAUGAAUAGGAAUUCGCAGGUUGACAAGGAGAUGGGGGAAUUAAAGGAAAACUUGGCGAGACUAGCAGUUAAUAAUCGAGAAAAAGAAGGGGGAAGAGAAGAAUCUUCUACUGGAAGAGCUUGCUCCAUGGAUUUGCAUAAUGAUUACAGGUCAAGAGACAAUCAUAAUCAUGGUAACUUCUUCACUCGAUUUUCUAGGUUGGAUUUUCCUAAAUUCUCUGGCUUAGAAUUAAGAACUUGGCUAUAUAAGGUUGACCAGUUCUUCUCUAUGGAUGAAAUUCCAUUUGAGCAAAGGGUUAAGAUAGCUUGUAUCCAUAUGGAAGGAGAAGCUAUAGCUUGGCACAAAUCGUAUGUGAGAUCAAGGAACUCAACUGCAGAGUUGAGUUGGACUGAGUAUGUGUUGGCCUUGAAUGAAAGAUUUGGGGAAGGGUUUGAGGAUGCUAUGGAAGCGCUCAAGAAAUUAACUCAAACAGGUAGUGUGCAGAAAUAUCAGGCUAAAUUUGAUAGGUUGUUGACAUCUGUGAACCUAUCAAUGGAAAACCAAAUUAGUUGUUACUUGGGAGGGUUGACUCCAGAGUUGAAUAAGGCUGUAAGGCUGAAAUCACUUAAGCCAUUGAUGCAGGCCUAUAAAUUGACAAGAUUGCAGGAUGAUGUUUUUAAAGCUCAAGCAAAGUAUUGGGGUUUGAGGAGUGGAGGAAGAGUGCAAGGACCCCUAUUACCUACUCCCCUAUUUGCUAAACCACCUGUUCUAAAUUUUGCAGUUAAAAAGAGUAGUGAUGUUCAACCAAUUAGAUAUCCAAGGUUUAAUGGAAAUAAUACUGGAAGGAGACUAACUUCUGCAGAAAUGGAUGAGAAAAGGGCAAAAGGGUUGUGCUUUUUUUGUGAUGAAAAAUAUGUUAUGGAACAUAAGUGUGCAACCAAGAAACAAAUUUAUUUGAUUGAUGCAGUAGAAGAUGAUCAGCUACAAAAAUUUGAAUGUGAUGAAGCAGGACAAGAAGUUGUACUAGAACCUGAAGAGUUGAUGACCAUUUCCUUACAAGCCUAUACUGGUAUCUCUGGAUAUCAAACAAUUAGGGUGACAGGUUAUCAUGAGAAGAUGCCCUUGCAGGUUCUUAUAGACACUGGGAGUACACACAACUUUAUAGAUCAGGAGGUUGCAAAAAGGCUGGGAUGUCAAGCUAAUAACAUAGAGGAGCAAUCUAUAAGUGUAGCUGAUGGGAGAAAAGUGACCACAACAUCAAUUUGCAAAAAUCAGCGGUGGUUGUUACAAGGCACUACUUUUGCUUCAGAUUUCUUGCUACUUUCUUUAGGUAAUGUGGAUAUUGUUUUGGGUGUCCAGUGGUUAAGCACCUUGGGAAGAAUACUCUUUGAUUUCAGCAGCAGAACUAUUGAGUUCAGGUACCAAGGCAAGAAACAUGUCCGGAUAGGAUCAACCAAUAAGUUGAAGACUACUAAGAGUAAGACUUUAAUCAAGCAGUGUGCAGUUGAGAAUCAGCUUUACAUGUUAUCCUUAAUGCCUACAGAUUAUGCAAAAUACCUUUGCUACAACAUUCAAACUAAUCAAGGUAAUGAAACUCCCUUGAUUUUAAUUGGUUUACUUGAUGAGUUUGCUAGCAUCUUUGAAGUGCCAACAACCUUACCACCUCAUAGAGGACCUUUUGAUCAUAGAAUUCCUUUGUUAGAUUCAGCAAAUCCAGUCAGUAAAAGACCUUACAGGUACCCUGGGAUUAAGAAGGAUAUUAUUGAGAAAUUGGUUCAAGAAAUGUUGGAUCAAGUGUUUGAGUUAAUGCACCAGUUCCAACUAUUUGCUAAGAUGUCCAAGUGUGCUUUUGGAGUCAAGCAGGUGGAAUAUCUUGGUCAUUUUAUAAAUGGAGAAAGUGUUGAUACUGAUCCUAAAAAGAUCACUGCAAUUCAACAUUGGCCUACUUCUACUAACCUCAAACAGUUGAGAGGGUUCUUCGGAUUAGUUGGCUAUUACAGAAGAUUUAUUAAGGGAUUUGGUGCUAUUUGUAGACCCUUACACGAUCUCUUAAAUAAGGAUGAGUUCAGCUGA